AUGCCGGACGCCGUGGACGCCGUGGACGCCUUGGCCGCCGCGGAGGCCGCGGUCGCCGCGGCCAUCGGCGACGACGCGCCCUUCCCGCAUUUCGACGAGCGGCAGGGCCACCUCCCGGGGCCGGACCGCCAGGCGACGCGGGCCGUCCUAGAAGCGCUGCCGCCGCCGCCGCCCGCAUGGGUGGAAGCCAUCAAGGCCACGGAGCAGUGGACCUACGCGCGCGCGAUGGUGCUGGAGCGCUGGUGCGCGUCCGUCAGAGACGAGGCCGUCGGCGAGGCGCUCGCGCCGCACGUCCACGCGCUCGUGGCGGCCGCGCUGCCGCCGGCUCCCGGCGCCGAGGCGCAUCCGGACGCCGAGGCCGCGCGGCGCGUCCUGCCGUUUCUCGUAAGGAGCUGCGCGCACACGGGACAUGUUGUCGGGUUGGCGCCGGUCGCGGGCCGCGGGCCCCUCGUUCUGAAGGAGAGCCUCACGCAGCCCCCCAAGGACCUGGGCGCGGCGACGCGCCUGCCGCCGGCGCUCGCGCGCGGCCCGCUCCGGGGACUGGCGGAGCGCACGGCGUACCUCCCGCUCGGCACCUGCUCGUCCGUUUUAAGGAGAGACGCGGACGACGCGCUGCGAUCUUCCAGUGCGGAGGCGCUGGAAGCGGCGCUCCGGGACCUGAGACGGCGCAUCCCCGACGUCGCGCCGCCGCCGGCGCUUGGCGGCCUGCGGGACUGGGACGCGCGGGAGGCGCGCGUGCUCGCCGCGGCGCUGUCGGUGGUCAUCGCCCGCCUCUGCGACGGCUCCGUGAGUUCUGAUGCGACGCAGCACGCCAUUCCCGCGUCCCUGAGUCUGAUGGACGCGUCGGACGCGUCCAUGCGGUUCGUCGGGCUGGAAUGCUUAGUGCGAAUCGUCACGCGCGCGCCGCCCCUAAUCUUGGACGAGCUGCACCCGAUCCUGCUCGACGCGCUCGACCGCGCGCGGGCCCUGAUCGCGCGGGACGGCGGCGGCGAGACCGUCGCGCUGUACGCGCACGGCGCGGUGCUCGUCCUCGGGAAGGUCCUCGAGCCGUCGGUCCGACGGAGGGCCGCCGCCGUCUUCCUGGACGCGUGCCUCGACGACCUGGGGCUCUGGCGCGACAACGCCGCGAAGCUGGAGCUCCUGCGGCGGCUGGCGGACGUCACGCUCCUGCUGGGGCCCCACGGCGCCGCGGCGCACCUGCGGCGGCUGCUCCCGUGCCUGCUCGGCGCGCUCGACGAGCGCGCGCCGGCAGAGCGCCGCGUCGUCGCGCUCCACGCGCUCCACGUCGUCGUCGCCCAGACCUGGGCGCGCGCCGCCGGGCACCGCGUGGCCCUCGUCCGCGCGCUGCUCCUCGUCGCGGGCCAGGCGCGCCGCGACCGCGACCGCGGCGCGGCGGCGGCGGCGGCGGCGGCGGCCGCCGGCGCGCGGCGGCCGCCGGCCGCGGGGCUCGGCCCGCUCGCCGGCCUCGCCGAGGCCCUCGCCGUCCGCGCCCUGGCGCUGGUCCUGGCCGUCGACGGCGCCGCCUCGGGCGCGCUCGCGGCCGCGGCGGCGGAGCGGUGCCCCGAGCUGCAGCCCGUCAUCAUCGCCGCGCUGGCGAAGGCGUCGGCGUAA
Molecule: messenger RNA, 1611 nt
Organism: Pelagomonas calceolata
Lineage: Eukaryota; Pelagophyceae; Pelagomonadales; Pelagomonadaceae
Source: the annotation of a GenBank genome assembly